AGGCCGCACAUCUGCCACCGCCUCGACCGGCCGACGAGCGGGCUGCUGCUCUGCGCAAAGACUCGCCACGCACUGCUCGGCGUCUCGAGCGCCUUCCGCGACCGCGUAGUGCACAAGCAGUACCGCGCGGUGGUCUGCGGUAUCGUCGAGGGCGACGAGGGCGAAGUGGACUCGCCGAUCAUGCGGCGAGAGUCGCGGACGCGCUGGCGCGUGCUGCGGCGAGGCCGCUCCCUCCGGCUCGGCGGCGGGCACCUGACUGAGCUCGCGCUCUUCCCGCUCACCGGACGGACGCACCAGCUGCGCCGCCACUGCGCAGAGGUGCUCGGCGCGCCCAUCGUCGGCGAUUCAAAGUACGGCGGCGGCGACGCGGGCAGCGGCCUCUAUCUCUCCGCUGUCGAGCUCAGGCUCGCGCACCCG
Molecule: messenger RNA, 417 nt
Organism: Emiliania huxleyi CCMP1516
Lineage: Eukaryota; Haptophyta; Isochrysidales; Noelaerhabdaceae
Exons: 1
Biological process (GO): pseudouridine synthesis
Molecular function (GO): pseudouridine synthase activity; RNA binding
Source: RefSeq, a predicted model, not a curated record